Coffea arabica (coffee) is the source of this 5962-nucleotide messenger RNA. Its product is annotated as disease resistance protein RGA2-like. Gene Ontology annotation, molecular function: ADP binding. NCBI's taxonomy places the organism in Eukaryota, Viridiplantae, Streptophyta, Magnoliopsida, Gentianales, Rubiaceae. The record is from RefSeq and is a predicted model, not a curated record.
GGCAUCAAAGUUAAGAAUAACUCUGCACUUUUAAGCGACCAAAUACCAAUGCUCUUCUCUCUUUAACCACUUGUAACAUUACCAACUUCUGGCUGCUAAAACCUCCCAUUUAAAAAACCAUCUUGAUCUCAAGACUGAAUCCAAGUUGUUUAUUAAAAAGAAAAAAAUGUCCGACGCUCUUAUCAGCUCCACAAUUCAGGUCACCUUGGAAAGGGCACUGUCUCUUGCCUCUGAUAGGAUUGGUUUGCUAGUUGGGUUCAAGAAGGAUGUGGCCAGCAUGACACUAUCUCUUGGUUUUAUCAAAGAUGUCCUGGUUGAUGCUGAGGGAAGGCAAAACCAAAGCAGCGGAGUGCAACGAUGGUUGAGAUGUCUGGACGAGGUGGCUUAUGAUGCUCAGAAUGUGUUGGAUGAGCUCCACUAUGAAUCUCUUCGUCACCAAGUGGAGUCCCGAAACCGGCACAAGCUAAAGGUAUGCUGCUUCUUCUCCUUCUGUAACAUUAAUCUUGCUUUUCGUUGGAGAAUGGCUUCUAAGGUCAGGGACAUCAAAUUUAAGUUGAAUGAGAUAAAUCAAGAAGCCAACAGAUUGGGGCUGGUCAGUAGGUUAGUGAUGACAGCUGCCCUCCCUGCUGCUGUUGGAGACACAAGAAGUCGGCAGACCGACUCUGUUGUUGCUCCAAUGAUUGGAAGAACUGAUGAUGAAUCAAAGAUAGUGAAGAUGCUGUUGAGCCCGUCUGAGAAGGUUGUUUCUUGUCUUCCCAUAACUGGUAUGGGUGGUCUAGGCAAAACAACUUUGGCUAAAUCGAUAUACAACAACAAGCAAAUUGAUGCACACUUUAACAAAAAGAUUUGGGUUUGUGUAUCGAAAAAAGUUCCAAUAGAGGAGCUUUUCAAACUCAUAUUAGUGCAUUUGACGAAAGAAAAGGUUGAAGUGGAUGUUAGAGACGUCAUCGUUGAAAAAAUUCAGAAUCAACUUGGGGGAAAAAGAUAUCUCCUAGUCCUUGAUGAUGUGUGGGAUGAUAAUCAGGCAUUGUGGGAUGACUUUUUCACCACCUUGAAGGGGCUCAAUCCAACCAAUGGAAGCUGGUGUCUGGUCACUACUCGUCUAGGUCCAGUGGCACACAGUGUGUCUAGAGUUUUGAGGAUGAUGGAAAAUGAACCCUAUCCAUUAGGAAAACUACCUGAUGAUCAUUGUUGGUCUAUCGUAAAAGAAAAAGUAGUUGGAGGGGAAGAAGAACUUGAUGAACUAAAAGCAAUUAAAAAGAGAGUAAUCAAAAGAUGUGAUGGUCUACCAUUGGCUGCAAGUGUAAUCGGAGGCCUAUUAUCUUUAAAGAGAAAAGAGGAGUGGCAAUCAAUUUUGGAGAAUAGGCUUUUGAGUUGGAGUGCAGGUGGAGAUCAUGUGAAGGAAAUACUUGAGUUUAGUUUUGAUAAUUUGCCAUCUCCAUACAUUAAGAAAUGUUUUGCAUAUUGUUCUAUAUUUCCUAAGGAUAUUGAGAUGAAAGGAGAUAUGCUAAUCGAACUUUGGAUGGCAGAAGGUUUCCUCCAAGUAGACAUCAAUAGCCAAAUGAUGAUGGAGGAAAUUGGAAUGAAUUAUCUGAGAAUUUUAUUGCAGAGUUCAUUGUUUGAAGAAAGAAUUUAUCAGUCGAUAACAUAUUAUGUGAUGCAUGAUUUGGUGCACGACCUUGCAGGGUCAAUGUCAAAGUCUACCAAAGUCAUUAAUAAUGGAGAUACACAUAUCGUAGACAGUGGUAAUCAGAUUCGUUACCUUGCAAUAGACUCAUCUGGUGGCAGAGAAGACAGAGAAAAACUUCUGGAGAGUCUAUCAACUUCAAUUCAUACAUUGUUCAUCGUAAAUGGUGACUUAUCUGGCGAUAUGUUAAUGAAGUUGAAGAACUUGUAUGUCUUGAGUUUGUCUCGUGCAACAACUCAAGAGCUACCAGUCUCAAUUGGCAAAUUGAUACAUUUGCGGUAUUUUAACAUUGAGUUUUCUGCAAUUAGUAUUUUGCCAAACUGUAUUUGCAAGCUUUAUAAGUUGCAGACAUUGACCCUAACCAAAGCUGUUAAAGAUCUUCCGAAGGGGAUGUGCAAUUUGAUUAGCUUGAGACAUCUCUAUUAUUAUAAUGAUGAUGAAGAAUUUCAAAUGCCGCUAGGGAUGGGACGACUGACUUGCCUCCAGACACUAGAGUUCUUUAAAGUGGGCCUAGAGAAGGGUCGACGAAUUGGAGUGCUUGGAAGCUUGAAGAACCUCAAAGGCAAAUUAAGUAUACACAAUCUUCAUCUAGUAAAUGAUAAGGAAGGAGCUGAAGAAGCAAAUCUAUCUGAAAAGGCAAAUCUAUUUAGUUUCCGACUUGUGUGGGCCUGGCCUUGGUAUCGAGAAGACGACAACCACAAUGACAAAGAUGUGUUGGACGGCCUUCGACCCCACCCAAAUUUGAAGGAGUUGGUAAUUGAGAAUUUUAUGGGUGAGCAAUUUCCCCGAUGGUUAAUGGAAUUGCCAACAGCAACAACACUCCCCAAAUCAGCAACAACACUCCCCAAGUUAGCGCGUUUGAAAUUUAAAUGCUGCAACAGAUGCAGAGAACUCCAUCCCCUGCAAAACUUUACAUCUCUUAAAGAGCUAGUGAUUAAAAUUUGCUAUGGGUUGACAAAUCUGCCAGGUGUUAUGCUACACUCUUGUACUUCUCUCCAGAAGCUUCGGGUGAUUGGUUGCAACAAUCUUAUCUCCUUUCCGCUUGAUUUGCAACAAACACCUUCUCUCUUGAAGCUGGAAUUAUUCAAGUGUCCCAAACUGAAAACAAGCAUGACGCCCAAAGGAUUUGGUUUCCUAACCGGAUUAAGGCAGCUUACAAUUGGUCCCUUCUCAGAUGAUGAUGAUGAUCAUGAAAAUUCUUCACUUUAUAAUGAAUUUGAUUGGUCUGGAUUGAUAUCCUCCUCCUCCUCUUCAUCAUCCGCACCCUGUCAACUAAGAUUAUAUGGGUUGCCACACAUGGAGUCCCUGCCACAUCAGAUCCAAUACUUGACGACUCUCACAACACUAACGCUAGAUGGCUUUGGAGGUAUAAAAGCUCUGCCAGAUUGGUUUGGAAACUUGGCGGCUCUUGAAGACCUGUAUUUACGGAAUUUCAAAGAGCUUCGACAAUUACCCUCUGAGGAUGCCAUGAGAAGUCUCACCAAACUAAAACGUUUGUGGGUUUUACAUUCUCCUCUGCUAAAAGAAAGAUGCACUCCUGAGAGCAGCGGCCCCGACUCCCAGUGGUCCAAAGUUUCUCACAUUCAAGACCUAGACAUAAUCCAUUUUUAACCACUCAUCUUUAGAUCAAAUUCAAUCAUGAUUGAUAGAAGAAUAGCUUUACGAACAGAGGUCAGAAUUUUGAAGCUUUUCAGCACCGUCUAGUUUUGGCCUGCAUUUCCUACAAAUAGUCUAUCAACGUUUAGAACAACUAGCAGUCUUGUUUUGUUUAUUUUACGUGAUCUGCUUCUGUGGAUUUUAAGUUAUUAAUGCUAAAAUCAUCUCACUCUAUUUAAAACAGUGAUUUUAAGGGGACUGAACUUUUACCUCUUGAUAAUGAACUUGCAUACUUAUCUGAACUAUUUGACUAGUAAUUGCUCCAUCAGAGUCAUAUAUGAUGGUUUUCUGGCUCACUUCUCCUUGAUUUUGGCUUUUUAGCCAUGAAGACAAUGGUCAAUUGAGGAGUUUUCACAGCUGUUGGUCAUCACUUUCAUGUUUUGGUUUAAAAAUUCUGGUAAUUUUAGAUAUGCUUCUCUUCUUUCACUGCUCAGUUUUGACUUUUAACCACUUUAAUAUCUAAUAUAUUACAUAUAAAACAGAAGAAAUCUUGUCGUCGUGAAGAUAUUUUUGAGGUAUCCAAGGAAGGUGUGUACUGUUUGAGCAAUGAAGUUGUAUCUUCCAACAUUCAACUCUAUGUGCAAUGGUCUGAAGCAUUCUAGUAGUUAGUCAAGUUUGCUUGUUGUGAAUUGCUGCUCUUAAUGAAUCCACCUUGAUAGAGGCUUUUAAGCUCUCUCUGCUUUUAUGCUUGUUGGUUGCUUCCUUUUUUAAUGGUAAGUUUCUCCUUUUGGGGCUUUAGUUACAAUGACAGAAAACCUGCAAUUAUCUGAAAAUUUCCAUUAGCUUUAUUCUAUGCUAUUCGCCGGCUUGAGUUUGAAUUUUUGUGCUUUGCAGUGAUUUUAGACCCAAAACUCAACAGGGAACCUCAUCAAUGACUCUUACUUACUGUCAGAUAAUUUAUAAUGCCAAUAAUCUUCUUCCACUUCUUAAUAUUGGGUUUUAAGAAGUUUAAUAUCCAAUGAAUAAAUUAAAACCUUUAAAAAAUUGUCAUGUUUAAGACUUUUUCAAGCAGCAGAGACUUGGUGGACUAUCCUCUUCUGAAGUUUAAGUUAAAAUGCCAUGAUUUGAGAUUUUAAGAGUCAGAGUUGUAAUUAGCUCUACUCAUUGCAUCUUGCUGUCUCAAAGAGUUUGCCUUCAUGACAAUUCUGGAGCUCUCUGCCUUUUGUGCUUGUGGGUGCUGCUCAUUAUCAUUAUUGUUAUAGAACUUCUCAUUUUCAGUGUUUUGAACAAAAACUAAUAUAGUUUCUAUGGCACUUCUGGUACUUAUAGAUUGAGCAGAAAGAUUUGAUAUCUUCCCACUGAUUUAGGUUAGAAAAGCUAUCUAAAUAAUUGACUAAACAAAAAUGUCAUGCAAUUUCCAGUUAAUUUUUCGUUUGCAUUUCCUAAAAGUUACCCAUCAAUAUGAAAUAAGCACUAAGAGUUUCGUUUUGUUGAUUUCAUAUAUCUACUUUUGUGGAUGUAAGAUGUGAUUGCUAAAGUGAUCAGCUCUCUAACUUAUGAUUCUAGAGGGGGUAAAUAAUUGCUCCAGAGUUUAAUCACCUCUUGAAGGUGCAUUUAUCAAGCUUCUUGAACCAUUUGAUUAGUGAUUUGUUCGAUAAUUCUCAUAGAUGAUGGUUGUGUCUCACUUUUCCUUGGUUAUGAUUUUCUAGUAGUAAAGAUUUCAGGAGUUUUCAGAACUGUUGUUCAUCAAAUUGGUGUUUCGUUCUUCAAAUUGGUGUUUCGUUCUAAGAGUACGCCACGGAAGUUGUACCAUUCAUGCAGCAAAGCUGGACAUACUUGUUAGAGUAUCUUCUGACACAAUCAAGUCUACGCUGCAAGUUUUGAAGCAUAUCGCUGUGGUUAGUCAAGACUGCUACUUGUUGGCUGCUGCUACUUGCUGAAAUUAUUUCAUCCGCUCAUUCUGCCACGUAUACUUGCUGGUUGCUCCUGUCUUCAUGUGAUUUUGCACUCAAAGAUCAACAUUAACCCUGAUAGCUCUUACUUACUAUCCUUGGUACUUUUAAUAUGAUCCCUUGCUGAUCAAGAUCCUGUUUCAGUCAGAUCAGAUGAAAACAUCGGGGAUGGAAUUCCCUUUUGCUCCCUGUCUCGGAUGGCCAAAGCCUAAGAUCUUCCCUGUUGGCAUGGUUCUUUUAAACUAUCAUAUCCAACCUAUUCAGCAAUUUGUAGAAUGUUAAUGAGGUGCUAUUUUACUUCUUUUUGGAACUCAAUUUGCCAUAUCUUCCUUACUGCUCGUAGUUCCAAGUAGCCGGUAUUUUGCAACAGAAAGAUGUGGAUUAGCUGAACCCUGAUAGCUGCUUGCAUCCUUCUCGAAGUUGUAUCUUAGCUCUAUAACAGGCAACAUAUUUUUUCUCAGUGUUCUGCAGUUGACUACAAGUUGUGCCUAAUGAUACUUUUCCAUUGCUCCUUGUAUCUGUAAAUCUCAGACUGGACUCAGAGCACAAAGAAUCAAUCAGCUUGAGCCCUUCUAUUUAUGUUAAUCAGAGGGCAAUUUAGAAAACUGAAUUGCUAAGGCACCAAUUUCUAUUCAAGAAAGGAUCCCACUUGGUGGAUGGGAACGUUGGAGAGAUGAAAUUAUGGAAAUCAAUUGAACAGGAUUAUAUGGUCAACCUUAGUUCAUCA